Molecule: messenger RNA, 1214 nt
Organism: Malania oleifera
Lineage: Eukaryota; Viridiplantae; Streptophyta; Magnoliopsida; Santalales; Ximeniaceae
Product: peroxygenase-like
Exons: 6
Coding region: 11-790 (259 amino acids)
Molecular function (GO): calcium ion binding; monooxygenase activity
Source: RefSeq, a predicted model, not a curated record
UAAAACACGCAUGCCCACACUACUACAUUAUAGCCAUAUCUACUUCCUAACAGAGAGAGAGAUGGGGGAGGAGAGAGAGGUGGAUGCACUGGUGACGGAGGCGCCAAUGGCGCCGGUUACCGCCGAGAGAAAGGUCCGAACGGACUUGGAGAAAUUUGUUCCCAAGCCUUACAUGGCGAGAGCACUGGUGGCUGCAGAUGCAGAACACGCAAGUGGAACAUUGGGCCAUAGCCAUGGCAACAUGAGCGUCCUUCAACAACACGUCGCCUUCUUCGACCGAGACGGCAAUGGAAUUAUCUACCCCUGGGAGACUUACCAGGGGCUCCGUGCAAUUGGAUUUAAUGCUAUUGUCUCGGUUAUUGUAGCGCUAGUUAUCAAUGGAGCAUUAAGUUAUCCUACUCUUCCUGGAUGGAUCCCAUCUCCUUUAUUUCCAAUUUACAUACGCAACAUACACAAAUCCAAGCAUGGGAGUGACAGUGGAACCUAUGACACAGAAGGAAGGUUCGUUCCGUCCAAUAUGGAGAACAUAUUCAGCAAAUAUGGUGGAACAGUGCCCGACAAGCUCACCCUCAAAGAGCUAUGGGACAUGACCGAGGGGAAUCGCGUUGGAUUCGACUUCUUUGGCUGGGUAGCGGGUAAGCUGGAGUGGGGACUCCUGUAUAUUCUUGCCAAGGAUGAGGAAGGUUUGCUGUCCAAAGAAGCCAUUCGGCGCGUUUUCGAUGGCAGCUUGUUCGAGUACUGCGCCCAGACGCAAAAGGGCGACACCUUAGAGACCAGAAAAGCUAAAUGAUCAUUGGGGAAGAUGCAUGGGCUAAAUUAGGAGCAUUACUGCGACAGCGUAGGCACCUGUUUCUUUGAUUACAGGAGGUAGUUGUGUGUGAUCGUCUAUUGUUUAUUCUAUUUUCUCAGCAUAUUUCGAAUCAGAAGAAGAAGAAGAUUCAGGGGAUGAAUCUCCUUAUGAUCUCAAGCUAAGUCAGUUAAGACUAGCUAUGAUAAGAGCAGCACCAAAACUAAUUUCUCUAGCAGGAGAAGAAGAAGAUCUAGUGCAGAAGAAGAAACUGAAAUUCCUUCAAUAUAUAAGCAGUGUCUGAUGAUAUUACAAAAAUUAAUUGUGCGUCUCCCCUGGUGUGCGUAGAUCUUGUCUGCUUUUGAUAUUUUGGUACUAAAAUAAUUUUGGUUGAUGUUGGGGAGAGCGCCCCACCGUGCCACUUAAA